Metarhizium brunneum ARSEF 3297 is the source of this 1422-nucleotide messenger RNA. RefSeq names its product Ribosome biogenesis protein (gene YTM1). Gene Ontology annotation, cellular component: PeBoW complex; preribosome, large subunit precursor. NCBI's taxonomy places the organism in Eukaryota, Fungi, Ascomycota, Sordariomycetes, Hypocreales, Clavicipitaceae. Gene Ontology annotation, biological process: ribosome biogenesis; ribosomal large subunit biogenesis. Gene Ontology annotation, molecular function: protein binding. The record is from RefSeq and is a predicted model, not a curated record.
AUGGACUCCUCACCGACCCAGGUGAAAGUCAUCUUCACCACCGAUGAGCAGGACUUGCAGCUCCCAGAGUCCAAGAGACAAUUGCUUGUCCCAGCAGACGUUAAGCGAUAUGGCCUCUCUCGGAUCCUCAAUUCCGAGUCCAUGCUGGACACAUCGUCUCCAAUCCCGCUCGACUUCCUUGCCAACGGCACAUUUCUACGCACCUCUAUCGAAGACUACCUUAAAUCGAAUGGCCUCUCAUCAGAGACGACUCUCACUCUCCAGUACGUUCGCAGCUUGAUCCCGCCCGUGUAUCAAGCUAGUUUCCAGCACGACGACUGGGUCGGCGACGUUGAUGUCUUAUCAGCAACAGCCCCUGCUAGCAAGGGUAUCGACGGCGUUGUCAAUGACAGAAUUGCCAGUGCCUCGUACGAUGGCCUAGUAAGAGUAUGGAAUCCGUCCGGCGAGGCGAUUGCGACAUCUAGUGCCGGUAGAGCAGGUGGGCACACGUCAAGAGUCAAUGCCGUGAGGUGGCUAUCUCCUUCAAAGCUUGCAUCGGCAGGCCUUGACAGAAAAGUCGUCAUCUGGGACUACUCUGAGUCAGAAGACAACUUCUCGGGCUCGUUGAAACACAAUAUGGAACUAUGGGGCCAUGAGAAGAACAUCAACGCCAUCGACGUCAACUGCGCUACGAAACGAAUCCUCACUGCCUCCUCAGACGGGCGUGUCGGCCUAUGGACCUCGUCCAAAAAAGCUGCUCCCCAAGCUGAUGCUGAAAGCCUGCCCUCGUCCCAUUCCGCUAAGCGUGCCAAGUUAUCCGCCGCCAGUAAUACUGCUCAGCGUGGGCCCUUGGCCAUGAUGCCCAUGCACGAUGACCAAGUCACUGCCGCCAUUUUCCACCCACACGACUCAACUGUUGCGUACUCUGCGUCUCAGGACCACACCGUCAAGACAAUCGACUUGACUACACAGAAGGAGGUUUCAAGAUUGACAACCCUCCAUCCAAUCAUGUGUGCGGCAGCAUUACCAGGAAAUUCGCUCGUCGCCGCAGGCUCUUCGGCGCGACACAUCACCCUCCUGGACCCCCGAGAGGCAGCUACCGCCACUGCAGCCAUGACUCUCCGCGGCCACAUCAACAUGGUUGUAUCCUUGUCACCUUCUCCUGAUAACGAGUACUCUUUGGUAUCCGGUUCACACGACAGCACCUGUCGCGUCUGGGAUCUCCGGAGUGUACGGCCCGCCACGUCUGAAGAGGGGUCCGGCAGCGUCAGCGAGCCAGUGUACACCAUUUCCAGGGAGUGGUUAAGCGGCAAAAAGUUGCCGCCGGCUGGUGAUGGUGCCAAGGUGUUGAGCGUCGCGUGGGACAAGUCUUGGGGCAUCGUAAGUGCAGGAGAGGAUAAAAAGGUGCAAAUUAAUAGGGGUAGAGGGCUUUUGGCUUCAUAG